UUGACGUGGACGGCGUCGGCGGCGGGACGUUUCCUAACUCUGACAGAUGCUCAAGAAAAGCAGGAGGAGGUGGUCAGCUACCUGCCCCUCAGUCACAUCGCUGCACAGAUGUCGGAUAUUUGGUUGGCAAUGACAUAUGGUGUCCAAGUUUUCUUUGCUCAACCCAAUGCACUAAAGGGCAGUUUGGUGGACACCCUGCGGGAAGUGAAACCAACUGCUUUUCUGGCAGUUCCUCGUGUCUGGGAAAAAAUGGAAGAAAAAAUGAAAUCUAUAGGUGCAAAAUCAUCAGCCCUCAGAAGAAAAGUGGCAUCGUGGGCCAAGGGCAUUGGGCUGCAGACAAACCUGAAGCGGAUGAAUGGAUAUUCAGAAGUCCCGGUGAAUUUCCGCUUAGCCAGGCACUUGGUGUACAAGAAAGUGCGAAAGGCCAUCGGGCUGGAGCGGUGCACAAAGUGCUACACGGGGGCUGCUCCCAUUACCAGAGAGACACUGGAAUUCUUCUUAAGUCUGAACAUCCCCGUGUUGGAGAUGUACGGCAUGAGCGAGAGCUCUGGGCCUCACACCAUCUCUCUACCUCAUGCGUUCAAGCUCACCAGCUGCGGAAAGGAAGUCACAGGCUGCCGGACACUGAUUCAUAAGCCAGAUGGAGAUGGCAUCGGGGAGAUCUGCUUCUCAGGAAGACACAUCUUCAUGGGCUACUUGAACAUGGAAGAAAAAACCAAAGAGGCCAUUGAUGAAUGUGGCUGGCUGCAUUCGGGUGACCUUGGCAAGCACGAUAAAGAUGGAUUCCUCUACAUCACUGGCAGAAUUAAAGAGCUCAUCAUCACUGCAGGAGGUGAGAACAUUCCUCCUGUUCCAAUUGAGGAUGCUGUCAAAGAUGCUGUUCCCAUCAUCAGCAAUGCCAUGUUGGUUGGAGACAAAGCCAAGUUCCUCGCUAUGCUUCUAACGCUCAAGUGCAAUGUAGCUGCAGAAACCGGCGAGCCAGAAGAUGAUCUCACACCAGAAGCUGCUGAAUAUUGUCAAAAACUGGGCAGCAAGGCUACAAAAGUCUCUGAAAUCAUCAGCAGCAAGGACAAGGCUGUGUACGCAGCUAUCCAGAAGGGAAUUUCAGCCGUCAACGAGGGAGCUGUCUCAAAUGCUCAGAAAGUCCAGAAGUGGGUCCUUCUGGAGAAGGACUUUUCUCUCAGUGGUGGAGAGCUGGGCCCAACCAUGAAGCUGAGGAGAGCGGUGGUGGCACAGAAAUACAAAGACCAAAUCGCUCAGUUUUACGUGGAUGCAGAGACACCCACCACCACAGAGCCCACCCCCCUUCGGCAGUAG
Messenger RNA from Antrostomus carolinensis (chuck-will's-widow), 1317 nucleotides. RefSeq names its product acyl-CoA synthetase bubblegum family member 2 (gene ACSBG2). The transcript is spliced from 7 exons. NCBI's taxonomy places the organism in Eukaryota, Metazoa, Chordata, Aves, Caprimulgiformes, Caprimulgidae. Gene Ontology annotation, cellular component: endoplasmic reticulum; membrane. Gene Ontology annotation, molecular function: long-chain fatty acid-CoA ligase activity. The annotation marks the transcript as partial. The record is from RefSeq and is a predicted model, not a curated record.